Selaginella moellendorffii is the source of this 741-nucleotide messenger RNA. Its product is annotated as formin-like protein 14. Lineage: Eukaryota; Viridiplantae; Streptophyta; Lycopodiopsida; Selaginellales; Selaginellaceae. The coding region runs from base 8 to 721 and encodes 237 amino acids. The transcript has 2 exons. The record is from RefSeq and is a predicted model, not a curated record.
GAUCGCGAUGGAAAUCCACGAGCAGUUCCCCGAUUCGUCCUUCCUCGUCUUUAACUUCCCGGAGGGCGAGAGGAAGAGCCAGCUGACAGAGAUGUUAUCGCACUACGAUAUGACGGUGAUGGAUUAUCCACGCCGCUACGAGGGCUGCCCGAUUCUUCCCAUGGAGAUGAUCCAUCACUUCCUGCGAUCCAGCGAUAGUUGGCUCUCGCUCGAGGGGCAGCAAAACAUCGUCCUGAUGCACUGCGAGAGGGGGGGAUGGCCGCUGCUGGCGUUCAUUCUCGCCAGCUUUCUCAUCUACAGGAAGAUGUACACGGGCGAAUUCAAGACGCUUGAUAUGCUCCACCGGGAGGCUCCCAAGGGAUUGAUGCAGCUGCUCACUCCGCUCAAUCCGAUGCCAUCGCAGCUGAGAUAUCUCCAGUACGUUGCUAGAAGGAACAACUCUCCGGAGUGGCCACUCCCGGAUCGCUCGCUCAGCCUCGACUGCCUCAUUCUCAAAGUGGUGCCAGCUUUCGAUCCGGACGAGGGGCUGGAUUUAUGGAAGAGAUCCCCGAUUGAAAGCAGGGAACAGGACGACGAGGAUGCUUUUUGCCUUGGGAAAGGUGUCCGGCAUUAUCGACCGACAGAUUGUGAUGUGAUGAAGAUCGAUGUACAGUGUGCCGUGCAAGAGCAAAUCCAACUCAAUGAAAUCUACCAAGAAAAACUAGUGAAUUCAACUCAAUGAAAUCUAGCAAGAACUACCUA